Adelges cooleyi (spruce gall adelgid) is the source of this 1833-nucleotide messenger RNA. It is a transcript of the gene Alg10, whose product is annotated as dol-P-Glc:Glc(2)Man(9)GlcNAc(2)-PP-Dol alpha-1,2-glucosyltransferase. The record is from RefSeq and is a predicted model, not a curated record. The transcript has 4 exons. Lineage: Eukaryota; Metazoa; Arthropoda; Insecta; Hemiptera; Adelgidae. Gene Ontology annotation, molecular function: dolichyl pyrophosphate Glc2Man9GlcNAc2 alpha-1,2-glucosyltransferase activity. Gene Ontology annotation, biological process: dolichol-linked oligosaccharide biosynthetic process; protein N-linked glycosylation. The coding region runs from base 129 to 1733 and encodes 534 amino acids. Gene Ontology annotation, cellular component: endoplasmic reticulum.
UUCAAAAAUCACAUCGGAAUUUUUCAAAAUUGUAAAAUAUACUAAUUUGCAUGUCUAGUUAUUCGAUUUAAUGCAAUUUAUUAUAUGAUUUCAAUCAUGAAGUGAAAAAAAUUAAAAACCAUUCCCCCAUGCCUCCGCCGCAGCGCAAAUGCAGAAAACGGUCCGCGGGAUGGAAAAAUGUGUUGGACGUUUUGCCCGCUCUGUGUUUGUCCGCCGUUACUUACGGUUUGUUGAAAUUCCCAGUACAACGACAACUGGGAUCGGACCGAGACUAUUAUUAUAUAGAUGAAGAAUUUCACGUGCCCCAAGCUCGACAUUAUUGUUUGGGCGAUUUCCAAAAAUGGGAUCCGAAAAUAACAACGUUGCCUGGCCUUUACUUGUUGUCGGCCGCUCUGAUAGUUCCAAGCGUGUGGCUAAAUCGUACUCUAUUAUCGUUGGUAGGACUUUUCUACGAAAACUCCAACAAGGACAUCAUCAACCCUUGUACGUUAAUGACUCUGCGUGCUGUAAAUGCAAUCGGAGCGCCGGCAUGUUUAUACUUGAGUUAUCGUCGUUGUCUUCGAUUGUUGUUACAAAAAAGAAACGGACAAAGUGUAAUUUCGGAGUGGACGAUAAUGUUUUUGGCGAUGAGCGUAGCUAUAUUUCCAGUUAUUUAUGCUCCGUACUCUUUUCUUUAUUACACAGACGCCUGGGCUACGGCCUCGGUUUUCCUGUGGUACUCGUUUCACUUGGACAAAUCGUCCAGUUUCUGGUUAAAGAUAGUUUUGGCCAUGUUUUCCGUGUUGUGCCGCCAAACCAACAUAGCGUGGAUCGUAUUCUCUACUAUUGUGGACGUGUGCCGUUGCGCUGAACAAGUAUACCCUCCGAUACAAAAUAGCGCAUCCAUAACUUUCUAUAUUUGGACUUGUAUUACGCAGAUUUUCUAUUUUACGUGGAAAAAAAAGAAUGGCUCUAGAAAAUGGUCGACGCUUAUUAGAACCUGUUGGCACGAGUCAAAAUCAAAUAUCGUAGUCAUCGGUUUGUUUGGCUGUUUCGUUAUUUUUAUCAACGGAGGCGAUGUGGUCGUCGGCGAUCGAAAAGCCCAUACACCAAGCGUACAUCCGAUGCAGCUGUGCUACUUUGUGGGCUUCACGUUAGUUUUUUCUGUACCUCGAUUGCUAUUGACGUUUUAUAACCGUAUUAAAAAUUCCAAAAACCGACUGAAAACCAUUUGGUUGUUUAACGAUAAUAUGCGUAUUGACGAAAUGCCCAAAACGACAUUCAUAGCUCUUGCAGGAGUGUCGACCGCUUUGGUUUACUCAAACACCAUAGCUCACCCUUACUUGUUAGCCGAUAACAGACACUACACGUUCUACGCUUGGCGAUUACUAUUUGGACCCAGCAAACCCGUAUGGUUAAGGUAUUUACCUGUGCCGCUGUACGCCUACGGGCUGUACACUGUGGACUCGACAUUGACGCGAUUGUCGCCGGCUUAUAAAUUGGCGUACUGGACAUCGACUUCAGUCGUCCUCUGUGCUCAGUUCCUCUUGGAGCCACGUUACUUUGUAGUUCCAUAUCUUGUGUAUCGAUUGUAUACCGAUGGCAAUGAAUACAACAACAUUACGUGUAAAAUGGCCGUCUUUGAGUUUGUCAUGUAUUCGUGUUUAAAUUUAAUUAUCAUGUCGAUAUUUUUGUACCGUCCUUUUACAUCGACCAUGGACGAUUCUGGCCGUUUAGAUAGAUUUACCUGGUAGAAACAAAAUUCGUGUUUAAAUAUUUAUAAAACCAUACAUUUUAUUUAUAUUAUAAUACUAAAUUAUUAUUGUUGCAAAAUAAAAUAUUUUUUUACCAUGU